Messenger RNA from Ciona intestinalis (vase tunicate), 2832 nucleotides. The record is from RefSeq and is a predicted model, not a curated record. Lineage: Eukaryota; Metazoa; Chordata; Ascidiacea; Phlebobranchia; Cionidae.
UUAGUUCACUGCCAAAGUAGUUAGUAAAACAUUGCUAUACAACUGAGUUGUUAACCUCCAAGGAUCUAACCAUGGCUCUUUCUAACACAACUGCCAGCAAGGAUAUCAAGCAAAUGAAAAUGAAAUCGAGGAAAAAACAUUUUCAAAAACAGAAGCAGAAGCUCUUUCGGGCAAAUGAGCCGUUUAUAAGCGUGUUUAUGUGGGGUGUCAACCAUACGAUUAAAGAGCUAUCAUGCAUGAGGAUGCCACUCAUGCUUAUGCCCGAUGAUUUUAAAGCAUAUUCCAAAGUGAAAGUGGAUAAUCAUAUAUUUAAUAAGGAAAAUUUGCCAAGCCACUUUAAGUUGAAAGAAUACUGCCCACUAGUGUUUAGAAGACUAAGGGAACGUUUUGGAAUCGCUGAUAAGGAUUAUGUGAGCUCACUAUGUGUGAACCAACCUUUCCGAGUGGAUGACAAAGGGCGAUCAGGUUCGCGUUUCCUUCAUUCAUUCGAUCAUAAAUACGUCAUAAAAACACUCAAUGGAGAAGACAUAGCAGAAAUGCAUGGCUUGCUACCAAAGUACCACCAGGGUUCGACCGUGCAGCGGGAGGCGAGCGACAAGGAGAAGAAGAAAGUUCUCCCCACGUUUAAAGACAACGACUUCGUCAAAGACAAUGUCAAAAUCUACCUAGACAGCGACGACAGAGGAGAAUUUCUUGCCAAGCUUAAAAGUGAUGUUGAGUUUCUCGCUUCCUUGAAGCUGAUGGAUUACAGCUUAUUGGUUGGAAUCCACGACUGUGAAAGACCUGAUCGUUACAAUGACGACUCCGAUGGUAUGUUGGAACCAGAAGGCAAUGGUCAUACAGAUGGAAGCCCAUGCGAGGACGAGAAUGCCCCAGUAUCAGCCACUCCUCCUGACUCACCGGGUGGAAUACUUGCCGAAGCUUGUCGGCAAGAUUCAACAAGUGGAGACGAUGAGACGCAGGAUUCGUUUUAUGCCGUAAAAAGCGCACCAGAUUCUCCGAAGAGUGCUGUCUACUACAUGGGUCUCAUUGAUAUUUUAACUCAUUAUGACACGAAAAAGAAAGCAGCACACGCUGUUAAGACUGCUAAGCAUGGGGCGGGCGCUGAGUUUUCGAGCAUCCAGCCGGCACAGUACAGCCGUAGGUUCUACGAGUUUAUAUGCGACCGAAUCGUCACCCCUACGUCCGCGUCAACUUAACUUAAUGCCAGCCCCUGCCCGCUUCUCAUUAUAUUCGUGUGCUGCAAAGUUCGGUCAAGUUCCAACCACGCCGCUGCUGGUCCUCACUUAUGCAGUAAAGCCCAGUUAUCACUGCUAUACGGGAAUCAGUGCACCACAUAUAGUAGGGUGGGGAAUAUGGGACACCGUUUAUCUUUUUUCUCAUUCUAAAAAACAUCCAAAAAAUUAUAAAACCAAAUCCUCACGCCUCCCAUAAACCGUUGUUAAUUGUUUAAAAGACGAUCAGGAUAUUUGGAUAUUGUGUGCUAAAGGUGUCCCGUCUUCCCCGACCCUAUUAUUUAUAUUGUAACCGAUGAAUCAUAUACGUCAUGGUUUUGAUUCGAUGUUUCUUACCAGUAAGUUAGUAGAAUCACUUGUCGUCUGUUUUACCUUUAUUAACCACAAUGGGAGUCUGUGACGUAAUCACAAGGAUCCGUGACGUAAUCACAUAGGUCUGUGACGUAAUCACAUAGGUCUGUGACGUAAUCACAAAGGUUUGUGACGUAAUCACAUAGGUUUGUGACGUAAUCACAUAGGUUUGUGACGUAAUCACAAACGUUUGUGACGUAAUCACAAAGGCCUGUGACGUAAUCAGAAGGGGUUGUGACAUGAUGACGACCCCCCCUACGCGUUUCCACGGUUGAUAUAUUCGCAUUCAUACGUCAUACUCGCUGUGUGUAUGUGUUGGUAUUAUUGUCGCGUAUGUCAUCGUAAGGUGGGGCAAGGUGGGACGCACAUAGUGGGGUAAGAUGGGACAUUAUUUGGGGUUGGGGUGAGAGGAGACAUUAUUUGGGGAUUGGGGUAAAAGGAGACAUAUUUUAUUCUAUUUUACCAAGUAAACAAAGAAUAUUUACAAAAUUAUAUAACCAUAUAUUCCCGCGACUCUAAAAGAGCGUUGUUGAUUGUUUAAAACACGGUCAAGAAAUAUGGAUUUUAGGUGCUAAUGCUUUCCCCACAGUAAAAUAUGGGAUAUUAUGAGCUAACGGUAUCCCAUCUUACCCCACAGUACCACAUGUUAAAUACCCGUACCAUGGCGGCCAUCUUGCUGCCCUUGUAUUUCUACCGUACCUGUUACUGAGGUUCCCUGCUUACCAGUCCUGAGGUUGCGUUUGUUGCUUUUACCGCCCGUUUACCGCUUAAUGAUAUGGCACAUUUAAAUUAUAUAAAUAUAUAUAUUUGUACCCACUAAGAUAUGAUUUAUGAACGUUGUGGCCGCGCCUAUUAUACGCUUUCGUGUAAAAUGCGCGUAAAAUGUUCACCACAAAUAUUUUUUGUAUCAUCCAUUAUAAAUCAAUCCCAAACUUUAUAAAUAUAUAAAAUUAACUGCAAAAAAAUGCAAUUUAUGAUCCUUUAACUGUACUAAUACGUUUUUUUGGUGAAAUUUCACCCAAAUUUAGACCCAAACCAAACACCUGCAGUUUGCCUGCAUACAUCUGCUCUUGUCAAAAAUCAGACCCGAAUUUUUCUCCGUAUUUUUUUUGUCAUCCCUGUUUCUGACUCGUUAUGGUGAACCCCCUUAUUUAUACGGUCACUGUGUGUAUACAUGUCCACGGCAUUAUGUUAACAACAUAUAGCUUCUCAUUAAUUAACAUAAAUAAACAACUUUAUUCGUACA